AGUAUCUUCUGGAUGUCAAUGAAGUCUUUGACCCUCAUGGAGGUAAUAAAGGUAUACUGAGGCUGUGGUAUUAGGUUCGAGAGCCGGAGCCCAAGAUUAGGGUUUCCUAUAGCCGAAGUGUGGACCCACAAAGCCAAGCAGCAGUGUUUUGGUCCUCGUAUAAUUGGAGGCCUUUUAUCCCACGUGAACCUCUUCUUCAACCACCUCCUAGUCCACCCCAUCGCCGUCCUCAUCCUUGUCCUCCACCAGCACUUUCCUCAACAUUUUCGCCCACCAACUCUUGCUGCGCUCAUCGCACAACUAGUUAUGGGUCGUAAGCAAUCUCCAGGGCCUCCUGGACCCUCCAACCGUGUAUCGUUGGCGGGCAAAGCGAAGAAGGCUAAGAUGCAGAAGGCCCCGCGUCCCCCGAAUGCCUGGAUAAUAUUCAGAUCAUCGCGGUCCAAGGAGCUUCGUGUUCAAUUUGGUUCUCAAUUCUCCCAGGCCCAACUGUCCAAGAUGAUAUCGGCGCAGUGGAAAGAAAUCUCCCCUGAACAACUCGCAUACUACGAGUCAAGGGCGGAGGAUGAGAAACAGAAGCAUCGUUUGAUGUACCCUGACUAUAAGUAUGCACCUGUUUCGAAGGCUGAGAAGCUGAGGAUUCGAGAGCAGGAGAAGCAGGAGAGGCAGCUGGCCAAGGCCAUGAAGAAUGAGAAGCCGGCCGCUGAGAUCUCUACUCCUCCUCCAAUGAUGCUUGGCCAGCAGGUUCCUUAUCACGUCGCUGCACAGUAUGGCUCAAUGGGGCCAUCGCCACCCUACACCUCUGGCUCGCUCCCCUCCAGCGCGUCAACGCCGUCGUCUUCGGCUGAUGCAUCUGACCAUCAUGUUCAGCAGAGCUCGAACGCGUCUUCUUCCUCCCUUAGUCUCCUUUCAUCGCCUCCAUCGACUUCUUUUCCUCAGUUCACGUUCCCGUCCGACGACCACUCCACCCCAUCCACCGUUGUCGCCGCUGGGUCCGCGUCGACUUCGCGAGUUCCUUCAUCCUCCACAGUUAUCCAUCAUCCUAGUCCCAUUCCAUCGACAUCAUACCAUUCGCCAUUACAAUACGACUGGUCUCCUCAGGAUGAGCCGUUCGCUGAUCCUCAGGUAGAUAUGGCCACCGACGCGUUCGGUGGUGAUCACGUGUCCUCUGACGCGCCUCAAACGAACCUGACAUUUGCUGAUGAGCAAUUCCAAUUUGACAAUAUUCUCAGUCCUCCUUCGGUUUCGCAAUUGGCGGAGCAGCUCACCUUGGAACUUCCUACUUUUGUUGCACCUAGUCCAUGGAAGAGCGACCUUGAUUCAUUACAACUCGGCUCCCUGGCGGACCAGUCGUUCAAUCAGACCGUCUACACCCUUCCCGAUCUCGAUGUUCAGAACCUUGAAGCGUCGAACGCGCUUCAAGUUGACAUGGACCCCGCACAAGGAGGAUUCUCACUUUCAGAGGAAGAUGCUGCAAGCCUCGCCGCGUAUCUGCAGUCGUUGCAAGCUCCACCAGACACGUCCAACAAUGUUGGUUCGUUUGAUGAUUUCACUCAAGAUCAGCAGAUGUCUAUGGGUGGAUCGAUGGAUAUGUUCUCCUUCGCUCCCAUGCAGAACGACAACCCGUACAUGCAGUACGAUCCGAUGCAGUACUACCAGCCGCUGAUGGAGGAGCCACAGAUGCCACAGAUGCCGCAACAAGUCGACCCUUCAUUAUUGAUGGGUGGUCCUGGUCUUUCAUCGAUGCAGCAGUACUCUUAUUCGAUGGCAGAUAUGUCUUCUUCAUCGUCAAGUGCGUCGAGUUCGUAUACACCACCGCCUGGUGCCUCUCGCGUUGGUGCGCGACGUGUGGCUGGAAGCUGGCGACCACCACCGCAGUUCAUGGUUCCUACGCCUCCUGCGGGCACCCCUCAAUACCUCUCACCUAUGCCCUCGGCUUCGUGGAACGGAGUCCCUACAAAUUAGAGAACACAACGUUUUACGAACCUGUCACGCUUCGACGUCAUCUCAAUAUCGCAUCUCUCAAAUAUCCUUCGACCUUCAAGUGUAAAUGUUAUCGUAUUCCCCCUUUCUCCUAUCUAGCAUCGCCGUCGUUCUCAUCGCUAUGUCAUCCCGCUUUCCCCAUUUCCCCAUCUCCUGAACGCCUUUAUCUCGUCUUUUGGGUGACAUCGCUGGUUGCUCUCGUCGUCUAUGCUAUGUAUAUUCCCCCAAUUUUUUCUUCGUCAAACCCUCCCCCCUUUGCUUCGUAUUUGCUCUAUCUGUUUUCCUUUUUCAUCUGCUUGCAUCUCCAAUCAUAUCUCGCAUAUUCACAAAAGCAUACCCCUCCACGCUAUUCCAUUGGCCCAUUCGCACCUCGUACCCCUGCUCAAUUUCGAUGCCUCACAACGCUUCUCGCUGUUCGGUCUUUACUCCGUCCCAUCGUCAAUACUCCGUUUCGUCGCAUCGCCUUUCAUAUCUGUUACUCUGUUUAAGUCUGCAGUAACUCUUCAAGAAACCACCGCAUAUUUCGUCAAGUCAACAUACGCAAUGGACGUUGUGCUAAUGGGCUUACAUCAAUCGCCUUCUGGAUCCUCUUUUUCUCUCCUCUCCGUCUCAUCUGCUCUCCACAAUCGAAAUGUAUCCUAGCCCGCCUCCGAGUCUUAGUCACCUUAACGACCAUGUACUCAUUCCCAGGGACUAUUCAUUAUUCCUAAUUCUAUGUUCUCCAAGUUUUGUCUCUCUACUCUUUCUCAGUCUGUUUCUAGAUCUUCUCAGCUGUCGGUUACGUUGGUUCUGCUGUACCUACAGUACCGCUAGCUAUUCCGAGAUGAGAAACAUUUCUCCAGUCGUC
Somion occarium is the source of this 2827-nucleotide messenger RNA. The record is from the annotation of a GenBank genome assembly. Lineage: Eukaryota; Fungi; Basidiomycota; Agaricomycetes; Polyporales; Cerrenaceae.